Protopterus annectens (West African lungfish) is the source of this 8513-nucleotide messenger RNA. RefSeq names its product telomerase RNA component interacting RNase (gene TRIR). The record is from RefSeq and is a predicted model, not a curated record. Lineage: Eukaryota; Metazoa; Chordata; Ceratodontiformes; Protopteridae. The transcript has 3 exons. The coding region runs from base 225 to 851 and encodes 208 amino acids. Gene Ontology annotation, molecular function: 5'-3' exonuclease activity; 3'-5' exonuclease activity.
CUUCUAGGUUGGAUUGGAUAAUUUCCUUGUCGGUCACUGUAUUUAUUUAUAAAAAAAAUCUUAAAAUGUAAUUACAAACAGUAUUACUUGUAUAUUGGUAUACUGUAUUAUAUACGGACAGUGGAAUUAAAAAACAUUGUAUAUUUGGAUACACUAAGACAAGUAUAACGCUCCCAUAAUACCGUGCGGGUUGGCAGACGUUGUGGUUAUGUUUGUUUUCUAAUAUGGCUACGUCUGGGUCAGAGGAAGACGUUUCCAUAAAGUUGCCCUCUUCAGUUAAUAGCAAAAGAGAGGGUCAUUGUAGUUCUGUGAAGGAAAAAAGGUCUGGUGGGACCUUGGCUAAAAUAGCUAAGAACGGCAAUAAGAUGCAAGAGAGAAAGGGUGAGGCUGGCGGCCUUACGAGCAGUGAGAGUUCAUCUAGUUCAGCGACAGCCACCUCCGAUGAAGGUAGUUCCAAGGCUUUAAACGCUUUUAAGAAUGAUGGCAGUUUCUUGGAGUUCUUCAAAAAGAAAAUGGAAGAGGAGGCCAGACGGAAGAAAGAACAGUGUGAGGCGGCAGAUGAGGGAGACAGUGGUAGCCAAGGCGACGGAGAAGCUGAACGUGAAGACGAGCAGCAGAAGACUCCGACUGACAAACAGGAAAAGAAAAAGAGCACACUUCACUUUGUGGGCAAGCGGAGAGGAGGGGCGAAGCUAGCCCUCAAGACUGGAGCGGUAGCCAAGAAGCAAAAAGUUGAUGAGGAGAUCGUAUCAAGUAAAGAUGAUGCUUGGGCCAAGUAUUUGGCAGAAGUGAAAAAAUACAAAGCUCACCAGUGCAGUGAUGACGACAAAACCAGACCCCUUGUGAAGUAACGGACAUGUGCCACCAUGAUGCGUACUGCUCAAGGCAGUAGACUGGACACUGAACACUGCCCUAGUUGACUGAUUGUAAAUUUGUUUUUACUUGCUUCUGAAACAAAGAAUGCUCAAUGAAUGAGUCUGUGGGCAGCAAAGGCUGCAUCGUGAUUCUGUGGCAUAACGUUUUUCUGUAGCUGGCUAGUGAUUUCUGUGUUAGUGCCAGCUCUCGGAUAGUGAGGAGUCUUGUACCUGAAUCGCUUGGUUGUUUGGGACUGGAUGGAUGGUGGUAUAACGUGUUUUUAGAAGUCUGUCACCCCAUAAUAAGCUUAAGUGACAGAACUGUUGGAAUAUUAACCCCAUAGCUGCUUUAUGGACUGGGAUUAGAACAAGUGUCAUUCCAUCUGACAACAUUUAGAUUGCACCUCGUAAGAAAACAAUUUGUCAGUGUCUUUGAUUGCAGGAGCAAUGGGCACACUUCUCAGUGAAACGAAAAUCGGAGUGUUGGUUUUAAUUGUAGCCAGUGGUCUUGACCUGUGAGAUUGUUUUUUUGGGUCAGAGCAAGAACAUAGUACUGAGCUGAAUUUUGGGAACUGGGGCUUGUUACAGUCUGUUAGUGGUGCAUUCCUUAACUAGCUUACUUUAAAGAAGCCUUCUUUGUUGAGUUACUUUUUCAAAAAUGUUUAGUAUUUGGAUGUAGGUCUUCAUAUUUCUUUAUUGCAGUGCCUAACCCCAGUGUUGAACUACAAGGUACAGUUCUUCAUGUUGACUUCUGUCCCUGCUCUUUUUUUGCUUCAGUGCCUUUUGUGACGUCAUGACCACUUCCCGUUCCCACUACACCCCUCACAUUGCUCGAAGUAGGUUUUGUGCUUGGUGAUAUUUACUUAUUUAGCAGGAAUACUAGUUUCAGUACAAGUGUCCUCUUGAUACUUGGCUAAAAGCUCCAUUGCAUUACAGAUCUGAUGCAACAAAUUAAGUUUAAGCAUUUUUGAGAGUAUACCCACCACUUAAUUCUAGUGCAUGUACCAUUGCCUUUUAAUACCUGAAUGUAGGGUGCCCCCCUAGACUCUCCUAUUCCUUGUCCCGCCCCUCUUCUGUGGGGGAGUGGGUCAUUACCUGACCCCCCCCCCCUCUGUAGGAGCACACAUUCCUUGAUUUGGUGGGGAAUCUGUAUACCCCCUGGAGGUAAAAAUGUAGAUGGUCGCCUCCCUUCCAGCACCUACUCGGGCACAGUGCAGCUUUCAUCUAGAUACAGUGUACUUGUACUGGAGUUGAGAAAAAAGGGAGGAUUUGUACAUGCCUUUCUGAGCUUGGGUUUCGAGCAGUGUGGGUUAAUCCCCUGGUUUUACAUCGAUAGUCCUGUUUCAGUUCGUUUCCUAGAAACUGAUGUGGCUCUGGGCACUCCAGUUUUUUUUUUCCAGUGACUGAGUACAUUAGAACUUUGUGGCAUGAAGUGCAGCUACUGUAAGCAGUACAGUAAAUGUAUAUUUUUAGCCUCCCUAUGCAGCAGCCUGUUGUGCUGUUUGGUUCUUAAUGCAAGUAAAUUUUUAUCUGAAUAUGCUUGAUGCCAUUUUGAGAAUUUGAAAUGUCUUAAAACUAUUAGUUUACUCUUGCCUCUGUUUCCUGUGUCCCGUGCUGUAGAAAAUAUCCCUUCCACCCUUGGAGUUCAUUCUGGUUGCAGCCAUUAACCCACUUUGGGUUUUUUAGGUUUACAGAACCACAUUUUUUGAUGCUGCUCAUUUGCAUAAAAAGUCUGAACUAAUUUGCUGCCAUGUGUAACUUCAGAAGAAUCGUAUGGCUGGGUUGUGAUUUUUGGCUUAUUUGUGCAGUACAAGUUUAGCUAGUCUCUUCGGUGCCCUGUGGAAUACUCGCCUAGUGGAUGCAUAUAUUUUUGUAUUGUGCUUCCACCCAUGGGAAACGCCUGUCUCAUGCAUUGCUGCCCUUUUUCACUAUUUUCACAUUCCUGAAUAUUCUUCGUAGCAGUCCUUUAUGUGUUGGGAGUUUAGAAGUUAGGUACACUUCAGCUUUUUAGGCAUAUGGGUAUGUGCAUCGUAGUGUGGCAGUCAUUAGUUUCUUUUUUCACAUGUACUGGUGCAGCACAGCAAGCGAGUCUCCAUUUCAGUUCUUGACUAAGAUGGCAUCAUUGCAGGAUUUGCAUGGGUUUUCUGGGUUCUCAGGUUUCCUUCCACAUUACAAAGAGAGAAAGGUGGAUUAGACACAAAUGGUCAUAGGUCUGAGUGUGCGUGAAUGUGUGGUGUGAAAGAACAAAAGAUUCUGUGCUAGCCAGCUGGUGUUGUGGACAUUGGCUAUAGAUGGUCAUUGUUGAAGUGACUCCCUGACCCUGUGUACAGAAAUGAAGAAAAAGUGGUGAUAGGUAGGCAGAUGCAUGGUGCAGCACUUCCAGCUUCAUGCCGAUUAUUAUUCUGUGUGUUGAGUGUCCUAGGUUGUUAUGCUAUUGCAGCUGCUAUGUCUCCCAUAAAUUUAAUGGGGGACCAGAUCUUUGGUGCUAGGCAGUAGCACUAGAUGGUUUAGAUGUAUAAACUUGUUUUGGGAGGCUUUGUUCUUUGCUGUAAUGCACCAUUCUUCUCCUUUCUACUACUUUUGAAAGUCUUGAGAGGAAGUACAUUACCUUGAGCUUUUCUCCUUUAAUGUUAUGGUAGUUCUUUUCUGUGGUCUGAGUUGCAAGCAUCUGUAUUGUCUUGCUUUUUGCUUUUGUUGGUAACUUGAGGAGAAGACAUCCCGUGCAGAUCUGCAUUUUACUUGAAGCUAGAUAAUUGUAUUUGAUGGUUUCCUGUUGGAGAGGAAAGUGCAGUAACUUGGAGAUUUGUUUUUGUUUAAAUGUGGGCAGAAUCUAGUAUGAAACUGCAAGUUUAGUUUGACAGUGGACUGAUUUUCUAUGUUGGCUAAUGACUUGUAAUUUUGACAUUACUGGGGAGAUCUUUUGGCUUGUAAUACUGUAUACAAUUAUGCUUUAGUUUGUGGUACUGUAUGCAGUUAAUGUGCUGUUUGAGUUGGCAGUUUUUAAAACUGAGAGAUUGAAACCGAAGGAAAAAAAUUUUUAGAUGGUACCUUUUUGUGAUUAAACCGUGGUAAAAUUGUUGACAGCAUGAUUGUGAACUAGCUUUAACUUUCUAGUAUUAAUGUCAUUUGGGGGUGCAGCUUAUUCCAUAUCAGUAGAAUUGCAUGCUCAUCAUUUGAGGUUUUCUUGGGGGGGGGGGGGGGUUGUUCUCUCUAUGCUGGGAGCAGAAGUUUGAUAUUUAGGAAGCUGCCCAUAGAAUCUCAUUUGUCCACCUGUAUGAAAACGCUCCCAAAAGUGGCUUGAUGGGCCGUUGUUUAAAGUAGGAAGAAGGUAAGCUUUUAAGACUGGGUGAGUGCAGUAGACUCAUUUUUAAAGCUACAAGGCUUAAUAGCGGAGUGUUACCAACAAGUGAAACAUGGCCAUGGAAGCUUGUUAUAGCCAGUUUUGAGGGUGGCUUCUGUGGCUUGUAUAAAAGGGAGUUCGCAGAAUGUUGUGGUCUUAAUGGGUGGUUGAGAUGACCAUUCUCUUAAGCUACUAGCAGUCUUCUCUCACGUACAUGGGUCUUGUUUCCUCCCUUUGUGCAUAUAUGAUGGGGUAGAGGCAUGACUUUAUGAAUGGUAAUUGUUAAAAUCUGAGAUUGUUUGCAGAUCCUGCCUUGACAAAAAAAAGCAUUCAUAAUGUUUGGCUUCUUGGAGAUUUAUAAUUGUUUUUUUAACUGAGGAGAAAACCUUUCCUCAAAUCUGCAAGUAAAGCAUUUAAACUAAACUUUUUUCCCCAAAGUAUAUUGAAGCCUUUUUUACAGUACUGUUGGGGUGUUUUUCCCUGUGUUGGCAUAUAGUAGCACUGUACUGUGUGCGUUCUGUCAAGCUCUUCCUCCUAGAGGUCUCAGUAUCUAAGGUAGUGAACCCCAACUAUAGCACAGUUGAGCAGUCAUCCAGGCAGCCAUGGGAGCAAUUUGUGCCCAUGCAGAUGCUUUUUGGCUGCUGUUAUGAGUGUUGUGUCCAAAUAGCUUCAGGGGUUUGGUUUCAUUCCAACCCCAAGGUAAGGGCCAUCACUGCUUCGGGACCAAUUUAAUUGUCCCCAUGCUAAGGAGCCACAUGGAAGCAUCUUGUCUCUUACAGCUCUCCCAUUUAGAGCUUUAGCUAUCAGGAUGGUUAUUUUUGUAACUCACUUCCUGGUGGCUGAUAUGAUUAGCUGCCAUCACUGUGGGGACCUCUACCAGUUUCCCAGGUGUUCAUAUGCUCCCACACACGUCCUAAGGGCUACCGUCACUAGUUUGAGUGCUACAUCCACAUUUUCCUUUGUUGUACAAAAUUUUGCUCUGGCCACUAAAAUUACAAUCUGCCCCCAGUACCUCAAGUGGUCACCCUGUAAACUCUAUCCAUCCUCCUCUUGCUUUGCACUUCCAGUACCUGAGCCACUACUGGAAUUGUGGUGGUUUGGGUCACACUUGAGGCUUUAUUCUGCACCGUGGAGCUGGAUUGUUAGUGGCACAGCAUGUUUGACCAGAAUUACCAGUCAGCCUUCCCUGCUGUGUCAGCAUGUCCACAUUUGUAAUGCAAAUAUGAAUGUCCUUGUUAAACACUACUGUUGUGUAAAAGGUACUUGUUUGUCUGUGUAAGUUUGAAGUCACUGCUUUGUGUACAAAGAAAUCCACUUCCUUGAUUAUGGAAGUUCUGUAAUCUCUCUAGCAUUGAAUGUGCUAUUUUAAAGUGCACAAUCCAGCAUUGCACAUUUCAUGACAGCUGGUUGCCUGUGCCCUGUAUUGACCCAUGUGUGCAUGCAGCAUAAGCUGUUUAAUAUUUCCUUUCCUUCAGUAUUUAGUGCCAGCUGUAAAUGCGUUUACAUCAUAAUUGAUGUUUUAAGACCAGAGGUUUUGAUUUGUACCCUACUUUGAUAGUGUUAUCUUGAUCAUGCUGGGAGUAUGUUAAUGUAGAGCUUAUUAGUUUGAUUUGGAACAUUAUUGGCCUACAGGUGCUGGCUGAAGCUUGCUGUCGAGAGAGACUGGUAUGUGCUGGGGGAGUACACUAACUUCAGAAGGGGAUUGGCAGCAGGUAUUUUUCAAUUGGAUAUUUUUGGAAUGGUCAGGAAGUGGUUCCAAGCUACUUUUACUUGGCCUGACCGGGGUUUCAUAGGUCCAGAAUAGGUGUAGUAGAUAUGGACGAUGGGUGCAGUCUUGUGUGUGAAUUGUACUGUUAGUUGCUAGUUUCUUUAAAAUUAUAUGCAAUGCAUGAAAUCGCCAGCAGUGUGUUGUGCAUUAUAGUCAUCUUUGUACAGCAGUACUGUAAAAAGCUGCGGUUUUGCAUUUGACAGAUGGUAACCUGCAUGGUAGCAACUGUCUAAAUAGGAUUAUGCCAUCACAGGUCUACAAAUAGUCUGUGUAACUUGCAGGCUCCGAGACUUUAACUUGUUCUCUGCAGUAGCUGCAAGGCAAAAGUGUGUGGUUUAUUUGGCUCUUGAUAAACCCGUAUUAUAUGAGCCUGCCCAGCAGUAGUUUGAUUAGCUGGCAGAAAUGGCUAUGAGAAAUGUUCUGUGAAAAUGUUUUACCUUGCAAAAUUUAUAAAUUGAUCAUUCAGACUUUUCAGUGGUGAUUUGCCCUCUGGUUUUGUCUGCCAGGGUAUUUUUGAAGUGUAUGUUGUGUUGCUGUUCUGUCAUUCUUUGACUUGGUGGCAUCUGGUGGUCCAGCUGUUUGGAUGGGAAAGUGUCAUUUUGCAUGAGCAUUUAUAAUCCUGGCUGCUACUUGUCUCAUCACGGAGGUGUUCUUUAGGUUACUCUUGGUGAUCAGAAUAUGCUCAAAAUGGAGUUGUGGAGAAUUUUACUUUUGAGUACUCAGGAUGUACACUGAUUUUUAAUGGCCUUUUAUUGAAAAGAAAGAAAUUACAAAUACCUUGAAAUUAUUGUGAUUAAGAAAUCUGACAUAAUUUUCCAGUGUGCAGACUCAUGACCAGAAUAUUUCUAAUAACAUUGUGUAAAACCAUUGCACCUGAUUGCUGUCCUAAACUUGUGUGGGGAUAAUAAACCAGAAUGGAUGGAGAUACUUUAUCAGGAGUGUUCCUCUCUCUAAGUGGAAGGCAGAAUGAAAACCAGUUUUCAUAGCUGUGUGGAAGCCUUUUAAAUCCCCUUAAAAUUCUUGGCAAAGGUAGCACUUAGGAAGUACUUGCAGACUUUCUUGUUGGCAUUUCACGAGCACGGUCUUUAAGUGUAGCUUGUUCAUAGAUGUGAACCUAAUGCAAAAUGUGAUGCCUAAGCAGCACCUUUAAAUCGGUACCCUGGAUUCUUGCUCCAGAAGAGCCCAUGUAUGGGUGGUGUAGUUAAGGGCCAGUCUUAACUGGUGUUUGUUUGAAACUGAGGUUUAUGUUUGGCUGCUGCUGCAAGCAAGUCCUCAUAUUUGAGAAAUAGAGGUGAAAGUCCAUUGUAUGUGAUAAGAUGAACCUUAUCAUAGUUUGUAGUACAAAGUGCUUUAUCUGCUUAUUGUAUUACUUGCAUAUAGUUGGGGGGGGUACAGUAGAGAAACAGUGGCGGCAUCAUGUGGUUGUCCGUAGUGCCUAGUACUUCACAUACUUAUUCUCUCUUGUAGUAGGCUGAAGUCUUCUAAUGCUUUGAAAGCUGUAACUCACUCAUACGUAAGAGAAUAAGUAAUGUGAAGUCUUCUAAUGCUUUGAAAGCUGUAACUCACUCAUUACUGCCUCACUGAUGGUGACCAAGAAACAAAGCACUUCUUUGAUCCCAUUACAGCUUCGCUUCAAAAGCUGUACUACACUUCAUGAUGCUGCCACAUUUAUACGUGGCAAUGUCAAGUGUUAAGGUUUUAAAGCCGUUUCAGCUUCCCAUUGAUGUGGCUGCUGUUUUGUGAUCUAGGUUGAGAACAGUUGGUGUAGCAGUGCUGAAAGGUGCUUAAGCUCCUUUCUGAUGCUGUCUUAAACUGGGGAAAAGAAGUCUGUUAAAUUGAGUAUUUGGAACUCCAUGCAUUAGUAAGAUUUUAGUGCUGGACCCCCCCCCCAUUUUCCCUAUAUGUAUGUCACAGCAUGUGGAUUUGAAUAAACAUUUCUAAAUCCGUUUAGCUGACCAACUUAAAGUAGCGAUAACAGCCUCUUCCAUCACUCUAUAAAGUACAGGAAUGUUAGACUUUUUUUGUUAGUUUCUUGUUGAGCCACGAGUAUUCAUAUUUCUAGCAAACUGAAGUUGAAAACAUUGCCACUCCUAAAUCACUUCUCCACAUUUGCUGUUGCAUGGAAAGAAGCAGGACAGCUCUGAACACUCUUCUUCCCCCCACCAUGAAAGCCCUGUACCACCUACCCAAAAAAAUGUAUAUCCAUUCCACGGUGGCUUAACACUGAGUAAGAGAAGUCCCUAAAAGAGCCCAUGGCAGUCUGGGGCUGUCACUUGGGUCACUGUAGCAUGGGCGAGCAUGUGAUUUCCAAGAUGAUUUUAAAUGGGCAACCACUUAAGUAUUGUAGUUUAACUUUAAAGGAUUUAAAAAAAAAAAAAUACCGCCUUGUCUUAUUUUUGUACAGUCUUGCACACUUUGCUCUGCAGGUCUCUGGAAGACAGCAAAAUGCUUGGUUAAACUUUGAUUUGCCAUGAUCUUGAAAACCUAGUAUCUGCUUUAUUUUAUUGACUGUUUUAUGAAAUGUGGUCAGUAAAUGGUAUAAUAACCACAA